AUGGAGUUGCUAAGGAGAGACAAAGGACCGAGUCUCGGACACAUGGUUGCUUAUUAUGGUAGCGCAGCGUUUAAGCUUGCUCAUGGCAUCAACAUCUACGACUACAUGAACAAAAUUGACACCCUGGAGUAUGGUCGUGUAAAAGCAACAACGAAGAAUCUCUUACAAGAAGUGGGUUUACGGCAAAGAAGGUGCGAAUUCGCACAUAAUUAUGACCGAGCAAUGAACUGGAGCUGCUCUAGCCUGCGUAGCAAGCGUUUCCAAUCGAGUUAUUGGGCGAAAGUUAGAGCGGAAGCAAAAAAAAGGUUGAAGGGGGAGGGGGAGGGGAGAAGAGGAAACGCUUGCCCGCAAACCCCACGAUUCUGGAAAACGCCCCUUGAUAUUUCACGGUUCGGUUCAUUUGUAAAUUGACAGCUCGUCAAAAUGGAAACAAAACGAACAGAUUACCCCUGGAUAACCAGAUUUGUAAAAUUACUUUGUUCUCUGAUAGAACACGUUGCAGGCAAUUGCAAGAAAUGUAACAAAAAAGAUUUACGAUAAAAGAAAGUUAAAACUAUGAGCGAUUGCUGCAGAAUUUCUUGUUUUUUAUUGUGUGGCUUUAUCUUGUCUGAAACCUUGUCGACACGUCAAAAAUAAUUUGUCCGGAACAAUUCACUCCGCCGGGUAUAAGUUUUGCAGAGCGGCUGCUCUUCAGCCUGUGUCGAAACGUUCUCUACAAUAGAUGCCGCUAAAUUUCCAAUAAACAAAAAGAAUCUUUUCAUUUCAAAAAGCUGACAAAUCGCUUGUCCAUGGCGGCUUUAGCUAGUGUCGAGUACCGAUGUUCUGAUUUAUGUUGAUGUUAUCUCCAACAAACAGUCCAUUUUUGCCAGUCGAUCGGAUUUGCACGCCGUCAUUCUCAAUAAAUUGGCCUUCCCUAGUCUCCACUGCUCGAUCUCCAAUUAUACUUUGAAGACUCUGAUCUCAUAAACCAUCGCACAAACACGAUUCCAAUAAAUAUCAGUCCAAAGCAUUUGUAAUCUGCGACCACAAAUCAGAUGAGACCAGAUCUGUGACGCACGAAAACAAAGCAUACCUGGUUUGAUUGAUGUUUCGAAUGCUAAGUAAUCAACACUACCCGCACCGCGCCAAUCAGAAGCUGCGUUCGUGGGCGAACGCAGUUUUUCAAAAUCGUGGGGUUUGCUGGCAAGCGGUUCCUUCGUUCCCCUCCCCCUCCCCAGUCGUUCAUGUUUUUUUUGCUCUUGUCCCAGCUUUCUAGACGAACCUUGCGAGGAAACGCUUGCCACGCAGGCUAGAGCUGCUCAGCCCACAGCCAAGCGUUUUCACCUUGUACCCCUGGGGUAGGUGUAUACGGAUCAUAGACAUCAGGGGAGGAGAGGGUCAGUUUUUGUCUCGCAUACUUAAAUUACCUGGAUGUGAACACGUCAACGGGGUUCUAUUUGAUUUCCCGGAUGUUAUUGAACGAGCUAAAAGUUCUUAG
Porites lobata is the source of this 1477-nucleotide messenger RNA. Lineage: Eukaryota; Metazoa; Cnidaria; Anthozoa; Scleractinia; Poritidae. The record is from the annotation of a GenBank genome assembly.